Anolis carolinensis (green anole) is the source of this 3515-nucleotide messenger RNA. RefSeq names its product pitrilysin metallopeptidase 1 (gene pitrm1). Gene Ontology annotation, cellular component: mitochondrial matrix. The transcript has 26 exons. Gene Ontology annotation, molecular function: metalloendopeptidase activity; metal ion binding. Lineage: Eukaryota; Metazoa; Chordata; Lepidosauria; Squamata; Anolidae. The record is from RefSeq and is a predicted model, not a curated record. Bases 244 to 3063 code for a protein of 939 amino acids. Gene Ontology annotation, biological process: protein processing.
AGUAUUUCCAAGUCAUAUGGCCCAAGAUUGUGGAGGUGGAAGAGUAGUUUGGCCAAUGAAAGAGCAUUGCAGUACAAGACCGGGGAUUGCAUUCAUGGAUUCACAGUCAACCAGGUGACAGCUGUGCCUGAGUUAUUCUUAACUGCAGUUAACCUCAGCCAUGAUAAGACGGGGGCCAAGUAUUUGCACGUGGCACGAGAGGAUUCCAAUAAUCUAUUCAGUGUUCAAUUCCGUACCACCCCUAUGGAUAGUACUGGGGUCCCUCAUAUUCUUGAACACACUGUACUUUGUGGGUCACAAAAAUACCCCGUCCGAGACCCCUUCUUUAAGAUGCUAAACAGAUCGCUCUCUACUUUCAUGAAUGCAUUUACAGCUAGUGACUACACACUCUACCCGUUUUCCACCCAAAAUCAUAAGGAUUUUCAGAAUCUUCUGUCUGUGUACUUGGAUGCUGCGUUUUUUCCUUGUUUGAGACAUCUAGAUUUCUGGCAGGAAGGCUGGAGGUUAGAACAUGAGAACCCAAAAGACCCACAAACACCAUUAACCUUCAAAGGAGUUGUUUUUAAUGAAAUGAAGGGUGCAUUUACAGACAAUGAGAGAGUAUUCUCUCAGCACCUUCAGAACAAACUCCUCCCUGACCACACAUACGCAGUUGUGUCUGGUGGCUAUCCGCUAAAUAUUCCUGAUCUUUCCUGGAAACAGCUGAAGGAGUUUCAUGCCACACACUACCAUCCCAGCAAUGCAAGGUUUUUCACAUAUGGUAACUUUCCAUUGGAGCAUCACUUGAAACAAAUCCACGAGGAAGCCCUGAGUAAAUUCCAGAAAAUUGAAUCAAAUACUGCUGUCCCGCCACAGCAACCCUGGGAGAAGCCUAGAGAACACCAUGUGAUAUGUGGCAUGGACUCAUUUGCUACAGAUUCCAAGAAGCAGACAAUGGUCAGCGUCAGCUACCUCCUGUCAGACAUUACCGAUACUUUUGAAACAUUUACGCUAAACUUGCUGUCCUCUCUCUUGGUUGGUGGCCCCAAUUCUCCCUUUUAUAAAGCUUUAAUCGAGGCUGGACUGGGAACAGAUUUCUCACCUGAUGUUGGGUUUAAUGGCUCAACACGAGAAGCUUAUUUCAGCGUUGGCCUUCAAGGGGUUUCUGAGGAAGACAUUGACACCGUGAAGGAAAUUAUUGCCAGAACUGUUGAUGAAGUUAUUGAGGAUGGUUUUGAGGAUGAAAGAAUUGAAGCCCUGCUACACAAAAUUGAAAUCCAGAUGAAGCACCAGUCAACUAGCUUUGGGCUUGCCUUAACUUCAUAUAUUGCUUCCUGCUGGAACCACGAAGGAGAUCCCGUGGACCUUUUGAAGAUUGCUGAGAAAGUGUCUCAGUUCAGGCAGCACUUCAAGGAGGAUCCAAAGUUCCUUCAGAAGAAAGUAAAACAGUACUUCAAGGAUAACCCCCAUAGAUUGACAUUAUCAAUGAGUCCAGACAUGUCUUUCUAUGAGAAACAAAGAGCGAUGGAAGAAGCAAAGCUGAAAGAGAAGGUUGAAGCUCUCUCUGAGGCAGAAAAGAAACAAACCUAUGAAAAAGGAUUGGAGCUGCUGGAGCUUCAGAGCCAACAGGAAGACACAUCUUGCCUCCCAGCUUUGAAAGUUUCAGACAUUGAGCCUAGGAUUCCAUUUACUGAACUGGAGGUGGCUCGUACAGAUGAUGUCCCUGUCCAGUACUGUGCUCAGCCCACAAAUGGCAUGGUGUAUUUCAGAGCGGUUUCCAGCCUAAACACCCUCCCAGAGGAGCUCCGGCCUUACGUUCCACUUUUUUGCAAUGUCAUCACCAAGAUGGGAUGUGGAGCUCUGAGCUACAGAGAACAGGCUCAAGAAAUAGAUCUGAAGACUGGUGGCCUUUCCGUUGGCCCUCAUAUCACUGCAGAUGACUCCAGUUUGGACAUAUAUGAACAGGGUUUGCUCUUCUCUUCUCUGUGCCUGGACAGAAAUCUGCCUGACAUGAUGCACCUUUGGAGUGAAAUAUUCAACCAUCCCCAUUUUGAAGAUGAAGAACAUUUCAAAGUUUUGGUGAAAAUGACAGCUCAGGAGCUGUCAAAUGGAAUUCCUGAUUCUGGACACAUCUACGCUUCCAUUAGAGCAAGCCGGACCCUGACUCCUGCAGGAGAAUUGAAUGAAAUGUUCAGUGGCAUGGAGCAGGUGAAACUGAUGAAGCGAAUUGCAGAAAUGUCUGAUAUCAAGCCUGUGCUCCGUAAAUUGCCACGCAUCAAGAAGUACCUCUUAAAUAGUGAUAACAUGCGAUGUUCAGUGAAUGCCACUCCUCAGCAGAUGCCCAAUGCGGCAAAAGCAAUAGAAAAAUUCAUAAAAGGCAUUGUCAGGAGUAAAAAGGAAAGGAAGCCUAUCCGUCCACAUGUAAUUGAGAAACCUUCAGAUCCCAAAGCUACUGGCAGUGAAGUCCUUGGUUCCACCCAGAUUACAAGGAAGCUAAUUACGGAUCCCACCUUCCAGCCUUGUCAGAUGAAGACUCAUUUCCUGCUUCCCUUUCCCGUAAAUUAUGUUGGUGCCUGUGUACGAACGGUUCCCUUCACAUCCCCAGACUAUGCAAGCCUUCGAAUUCUUGCCCGUUUAAUGACAGCCAAGUUUCUACAUACAGAAAUCAGAGAGAAAGGAGGUGCCUAUGGUGGUGGUGCACAGCUUGCCCAUAAUGGCAUAUUCAGUUUCUACUCCUAUAGGGAUCCAAACUCAAUGCAUACUCUGAGUACAUUUGAGAAAGCUGCUGAAUGGGCCAAAAUGGGCAAAUUCUCCCAGCAGGACAUUGAUGAAGCCAAACUCGCUGUGUUUGCAGCUGUGGAUGCCCCCGUGGCACCGUCUGACAAAGGGAUGAAUAACUUCUUGCAUGGAAUCUCUGAUGAGAUGAAGCAGCGGCACAGGGAACAUCUUUUUGCAGUCAACAAGGACAACCUGAUAGAUGCAGCCAAUAAGUACCUUGUAGCUGGGAAGAGCACAAGAGGACUGGCUAUGCUUGGGCCAGAAAACCCCAGUACUGCCAAAGACCCUUCAUGGAUCAUACGAUGAUGUUUGCUGUUGUCUUGGCGUCGAGGAUAUCAAACCAAUUCACGUGACAAGUACCAAAUGACUUUGAAACCCCAUCUCCCUUUUGAAAGUGCGAUUUAGGACAAGAAGCCAUUUCCACUCCAUUGUUUUAAAGAGCUUGGAAUUGCUUUUUACCGAAGAAAGAUUUUUGAAAUGACACCCAUCUUUCUUUAAUCUUGCAAGCUUCAGGUCUUGAUUAUGAUUGUAACUGCAUCCUGUCAGAGCCAUGGUUUGUUCUGACCAACUGAUUAUGUUUUAGCUACAUCGUACGUUGGAAAAGCACAGAAUGACACUGUACAGUGGUUGAUCGUCAAUCAUGUCCAACUGAAAGAAUAUCACGUUUUUAACUAACUCUUCUGGGGACUGACAUUCUUCUGUACUCACCCUUAAAUACUCUUUGUCUCAACUUCGUGCCAUUAAAUAUUUCAACCCUU